CAAUGACUUGCUUACAUCUUUACUACCACACUGUGGAAUAUGCUCUCUCUUGACCCCUUCAAUCAUGAAUCGAUAAUUGAAUCAAUUGGGAGCCAAUUAAAUGACAAUACAACUUCUCGCACCUCACCCAAGCGUCAACGUCUUCCUUCGUCCCUCUGUUUACCAGAUCGGCUUCCUAACAGUUCUUUUAUACAGCGUGAAGCCGAAAUGGCUGCUCCAAGGGCGAUUCUAAGACAACUCCGGCGAAGUCCCUCCCCUCCGUCAGAGGCUGACGAUCUUGACUCCGAAGACGGGAGACAUACACGAAACCCUAGCUCUGCUUCUACAGAGUCUACUUCUCCUUCAGCCUCUCCCUCCAGAUCUAGCUUGGAAACCCAAAGAAUUAACUCGGCCUGGAAGGAGCCCCAACCUUUUGAAGUCCUACGUGCUGUUGAGAGGAAAGAUUUGAUUUACCUCAUGGAAAUCAGAGAUCGUGCAUUUCAUCUACUUCUUCGUAAAUGGGGAGACGUUACGCCAUUACUACAUGCUAUGCGGAUAGGAAAGUCGCAUAGAGAUGUUGCGAUCAUCCUGUUAGGCUCUUUCUCCCGUUACAUCAAUCAUUUGGACGACUCAGAGUUACAGAAACCUCGGACGAAGACCAUUUUGAAAGCUUUACGCGCGAAUCUCAAACUCGCAAUUGACGUUGGAUUAGCGAAAUCGCAAAGCGACCUCACAGCGUCAUUCAUGCAAACUUUGAUCAUGUCUGAAGGUGACAAGUGGAUACAUGCUCAAACAUCCAAUGUAGUGAUUGCUCUACGAGCUGGUACCGCGGGCGAACCUGUGAAAACAGCGGAUGCUGCUGUCAGAAAGUUUGCUACCAAAGAGUUAGGAAAAGCCGAGCUGAUAGCGUCUUUGGAGGAUUAUAUAGCAAAUGCUGUCAUUGAUCUCCUACUACUUGCUGCAUGGACGUUGGCGUUGGAGACAAUCAAUGGUGACCCUAUCCCAAUAUCUUAUUUCGCCCGAGAUGAUCGUAUGUACAAAGCCCUCGUCGAACGAUUAGAGAAGAACGAAAAAGUGAUACGUCAGUCGCUCAGUCGUCGGCUAAAAUGGCAACUAAGGGUUAUGAAAACCGCUCUGGAAGGCAGGACAACAACAUACAGGCGGAAAGUCGAAGUCCUUGCAGAAGAACUGGACCAAGGCGACGGCGUUUAAGAAGAUAAACAGGUAGUGCGAUUAUUUUUGUUUUGGUCAAACCUGGGCCUGCUCAGAGCCUUGCUCGUAAAAGGUGCCCUGCUGGUCAAAGUACACAUCCAGUUGUUUGGCGUAUCACCGAGCAUACAUUAUUGUUUUUCUCAAACUUGAGUCUGCUCAGAAAAGGUGCCCUGCUGGUCAAAGUAUGCACAGCCAGUUGUUUUGGCGUAUUGCCGAGCAUACAUUUCAAUCCCACAAGUCACUAUCUCAGAGUGCUAUGUUUUUCUCUUUAUGAGACCGUACCAAUAGCUGUUGCCUGUGUUCAUAAUGAUACAAGUUGGGGAUAGUCAAUGAAAAUUAUUUACUGC
This is a messenger RNA of Lentinula edodes (shiitake mushroom), 1538 nucleotides long. RefSeq lists its product as uncharacterized. The transcript has 7 exons. The record is from RefSeq and is a predicted model, not a curated record. Bases 40 to 1191 code for a protein of 383 amino acids. Lineage: Eukaryota; Fungi; Basidiomycota; Agaricomycetes; Agaricales; Omphalotaceae.